Messenger RNA from Peronospora farinosa, 627 nucleotides. The record is from the annotation of a GenBank genome assembly. Lineage: Eukaryota; Oomycota; Peronosporomycetes; Peronosporales; Peronosporaceae.
AUGAUGAGCGCUACGAGCGUGACUAUUAACACGGAUAGCGUCGGUGGAACCAUAGCGUCUACUGCACCGCCCAAGCGCAAUUUUAUUCAAAAGGUGAACGAUGUGAACAAGAUGGAACUACCGAAGCUGCUACGCUAUAUGCGUCUGGGCAAUGUAAUCUGUUCUAUUGUGCAGAUUAUUGCCGGUAUCGUCGGCAUUACGUCAUUCAUUACGCUCAACAUUACGGGCACGCUCGUGUCUAUCUACGUCAUCAUGUUUGGCAUUCUCUUUCUGCUCUUUGAGUGUCGUCUCUCACGCAUGGAGACGGCUAUUCGGUCUAAUUUUGGCUUCCUCUUCAGUUACAAGGGUCGUGCUGCUUUCAUCUUCUUCAUUGGCUUUCUAGACUUUGGCAUUGGCUCGGCGCUCGCCACUCUUGCCGGUGUUCUCAUGUGUUUCAAUGCCUUUAUCAAUCUUCUGGUCAUGUGCCGUCACCCACAGUUCAAGUCUGCGCUUAGCGCCAAUGCGGACCCGACGGCCGGAUACACCACGAGUAGUCAGGAGGCUGCGAGUUUUAUGAGCAAGAACCCGGAGCUUGCGGCUAAAGCCGGACAGUAUGCCUUUCAACAGGCAGCCAACACACGCCAUUGA